Lotus japonicus is the source of this 1575-nucleotide messenger RNA. Its product is annotated as U-box domain-containing protein 21-like. Gene Ontology annotation, biological process: protein ubiquitination. The transcript has a single exon. The record is from RefSeq and is a predicted model, not a curated record. The coding region runs from base 110 to 1411 and encodes 433 amino acids. Gene Ontology annotation, molecular function: ubiquitin protein ligase activity. Lineage: Eukaryota; Viridiplantae; Streptophyta; Magnoliopsida; Fabales; Fabaceae.
UGUUUCCUUCAUCAAACUCCUUCACCAAACACAACACAACACAAUCUAGCAAUACCCAAAACAACAAAACACACAGAACAAUCAAAAAGCUCAAAAUCUUCAUAGCAAAAUGGUUUUGUCAUGGACCAGAGGGAGAGUUUUCCGCCGUGCCCGGAAAGGAAAAGACCUGAACUGCAACGAUUUGGAGGUGGAGAUUGCCAUCCCCACCCAUUUCCGGUGCCCUGUUUCCCUUGACUUGAUGAAAGACCCUGUCACAAUCUCCACAGGGAUCACCUACGACAGGGAAAGCAUCGAGAAAUGGAUAGAAGCAGGGAACCAAGCAUGCCCUGUUUCAAAAACCGCGUUGACCACCUUUGACAUGAUCCCCAACCACGCUCUCCGGAGAGUGAUUCAGGACUGGUGCGUCGAGCACCGUUCCUACGGCGUUGAGAGGAUCCCAACUCCUCGUAUUCCGGUCACCCCGUAUGAGGUUUCGGAUGUUUGUACGAAGAUUCUCUCUGCUGCCCAACAAGGGGAUGAGACUAAGGGAUGGGAGUUGGUGAGGAAGAUCAAAACAUGGGGGAAGGAGAGUGAGAGGAACAGAAGAUGCAUAGUGGGUAAUGGUGCUUCUGUUGUUCUGGCUAGUGCUUUUGAUUCUUUCUCACGUGGGGGUGUUGAGAAGAAUCUGGUUGUUUUGGAGGAGAUUUUGGCGGUAUUGACAUGGAUGCGUCCUAUUGCUGGAGAGGGUAGGUACUUGUUGGGGUCUUCUGCUUCAAUGAGGGCAAUGAUUUUGUUCAUGAAUGGUGGAGAAAGUUCCACAAAGCAGAGUGCAGCUCAGGUGCUGAAUGAACUGCCUGUGAAGGCUUUGGCGAAAGCUGAAGGGGUUGUUGAAGGUUUGGUCAAGAUGGUUAGGGAGCCAAUUGGAGCUUCUGCUAGCAAAGCUUGUUUGUCAAUGAUGUUUCAUUUGGUUUCUUCAUCAGAGAACAGAGAGGUGAUCUCAAGAAGAUUUGUGGAACUGGGUUUGGUUUCAGUUUUGUUGGAGGUUCUUGUUGAUGCUGAAAGAGGGAUAUGUGAGAAGGCUUUGGGGGUGUUGGAUUGCUUAUGUGAUAUCAAGCAAGGGAGGGAGAUGGCAAAGGGAAAUGCUUUGACUUUGCCUCUUGUGAUUAAGAAGCUUUUGAGGGUGUCUGAGUUGAGUUCUAGCUUUGCAGUGUCUAUUCUUUGGAAGCUUUUUGAUAAGACUGAUGAAGGGGUGUUGAUUGAGGCGCUUCAAGUUGGGGUAUUUCAGAAACUCCUUGUUCUUCUUCAAGUGGGUUGUGGGGAGAGUACAAAGGAUAAGGCUACUGAGUUGCUGAAACUGUUGAAUGGAUACAGAAGCAAAGCUGAGUGUGUUGAUUCUUCAUUGGAUUUCAAGCACCUUAAGAAGCCCUUUUAAUUGAUCCAAGAGGAUUGGAUUUGAUUUCACCUUUUUUUCUUCGUAUAGGUCAUGUUAUAGGAACAGAAUACAUUCCUGUACAAAGAUUCUCAGACACAUACAAAGGAUACAAAUUGUAGCUCUAACUUUCAAUUGAACUUAUGAAAUUCAUUUUUUUCCUGAAA